AUGAAGGCCUUUGCACGAGGCGCGACUCGACUUCGCAGCACAUCGCUCAGUGCUGUGCCUCCACCUCGAUCCUCUUCAGAAUACAUCGAUGACUACGCCGACAUUGCUGCAUCCAUCCUCUAUCGCUCGCCCUUGNNGCCUCCGGAGUCCGGUCUACCCGUAUACAUUCUCAAUGCCGCCGCCUUUCCCGAUGCCUUUGAAGUCGACUAUGAUGCGCUUCUACCCUACGUCCUCGCCAGACUGCCAGGAGAGGAAGAGUUGAUUGCAGGUGAAGAAUACGAGAUUGUCUUCUUUGCUGGUGGACAGCCUGAAAGCGCCACUUCCGAGAAGAAGACCGGACCUGGUAUGGGCUGGUACUUGCAGGCGUACCACGUGCUGAGCAGAGCGGUGCGAAAGAGGCUGCAGAAGCUCUAUGUUGUCCACGAACGGAGCUGGGUGCGUGUGCUCAUCGAGGUAUUUGGCACCAUGGUCUCUCCCAAGUUCCGCAAGAAGAUUGUCCAUGUCUCGACUCUCUCGUCUCUGGCACUACACAUCCCCAUCGAGAAGCUGCUCAUUCCGCCGAGCGUAUAUCUCCACGAUCGUCGCCUCUCCCCCGAUAUUCAUUCGCCUUAUGUCAGUGGCCGCAGAGCCUUCUCCGCCAAUGACCCCAUGCCUCGCAGUCUAUAUGGACAGAGACGCCUACCUCGCGUCCUGAGAGAAACAACAACUUUUCUGUGUCAGAGCGAGAAUAUCAAGACAGAAGGCAUCUUCCGCAUCCCUCCUCAGUCAAUCCUGGUUGGUAUUUUGAAAGAGGCCUACAAUCGCGGUCAACAAUUUAUCGUCUGGAAAGAAGGUGGAAUCACUUAUACUCAGCCUGAUAUGGAUCACCAAACUCUCAGACACAUCCACCAGUCGGAUGCAUAUGGCGUGCAUUUGGCAGCUGGUCUCAUCAAGCUCUGGUACCGAGAGCUGAAGACUCCUAUAUUUCACGAGACUUGCUAUGACGAAUUGAGAUACAAAUUCGGAAGCCCCGAUACUGAUAUUGAGCUGGAAGAUCUGAUCGAAAUGCUAUCGCCAGCCUCAAACACCUCAUGUCUCUCUCAGACGGCGAGACUGAUACUUAUCCUCCACCUUAUUCCACUACUUUCGCUCGUCACAAGCUACUCGGCAACCAACAAGAUGACGCCUGACAACCUAGCCAUCUGUUUCUCCCCAACUCUCGUAUGCGGUUCGGAUCAGCUGGCCGAUGCAAAGAUGACGUCCAUCGUUCGUCGGAUACUUGAGGCCGCAGUCGAAUAUUGGCCACAUGGCCUGCGAGACGCUUGUCAAACUGCUCCAGACUCAUUUGUCGCUGCUCUAAGGCCACCGCCUGCUGCUCAGGACUAUGAAGACCCUCUGGCGGAGAAUUACAGGGAUACAUCACACGACUCGGAAGAGCAAUCACACAGAAUCGUCCUUCAAGACGAUGAGUCUGAGAAGCCUGUCCUUCCUNNCCCUCGUCCGACGAGGCAGCCUGAGGAGUCCACAUCGACGUUUCCUGCGAGAUCUGACAGCCUGGCUUCUCCCAUCAAGCGCAAGCCUGCCCCAAUAGGUGUUGCUCCUCCACCUCACGCAACUUUCCCCAGUCGCUCUGUUUCACAGUCUCAUGCAAGCCAGUCUAGUCCAUUAAGCGAUUUCGCCGACGUCAGAAAUACUCUGCCGUACACCGAGUCUCCACCGAAUGUGCCAUCCAAGCCAGCCCCUCCCAAACCAGCUCUUUCAGCACAAAAUGAUUUCAUGAACGAAUUGAAAAAUUCCUUGGCCACGGAUGUGGUGAAGAGGAAACCAGUGUCGUCCACAGCGUCGCCAGGCUCUCCUACGAGCAACGAUUUGUCAUCUGCUCAACCUCAACGCUCCGUAUCCGCCCGAGUACCCUCGCCACCAAAACAAGGUGACAACAUGUUCGUCAAACCCACAUGGGCAGCUUCCUCGCGCACAACCUCCCGCGCACCCUCCCUAUCCAAUCCGUCCUCUGCCACCACCUUUUCCGCACCCACUUUUGCCAGAACCCCAUCACCGGGCCUGCUCCAACGUAUGGCAUCCAUCGAGUCAAUGCAAAACUCCACUAUUGCUGCUCAGCAACUAGAUCCAAACAGAAUCGCGCCAGUUGUUGAGAAGAUUGGCUUGAGAAAGAGCUCUGUAGACGACCUUAAGAGGGUCUAUGAAGAAAGAGCUGGGAUUGCUAGAGCGGCUAGCGUGAGCAGUGCCAGUAGCAGUCGGAGAACUUCCAAUGUCGGGUUGAGUAGGAGGACGUCGAAUGCUGCUGUAUGA
Aureobasidium musti is the source of this 2289-nucleotide messenger RNA. NCBI's taxonomy places the organism in Eukaryota, Fungi, Ascomycota, Dothideomycetes, Dothideales, Saccotheciaceae. The record is from the annotation of a GenBank genome assembly.